CGGCCGGCGGCGGCGGAGGCGGCGGCCGAGGCGGCGGCGGAGGCGGCGGCGGUUCCAACUGCUCUGCCCGCGGCCGCGGCAGAAGUGCCCACGCCCGCGGCAGGAAGAAAAAAGGCUGAGACAUCAGCAUAUGAAAACUGGGAAGACAAUCCUGAGUAGCAGUUGUGAAUGGGAUUGCUGCUAGACACCUUCUGCUGGGCAUCUGAAAUGAACUUCCCUCACCAAGCCAGAAGUACUGCCUUCAGUUGACUUCAGGCUAAACAGAAAAGUCUUGGUUGUCAUCAUAAACAUAUGAACCACUGUGAUGGUGAAAUGAGAUGAGGCUCCGAAAUGGAACUGUAGCCACUGCUUUAGCAUUUAUCACAUCGUUCCUUACUUUGUCUUGGUAUACUACAUGGCAAAAUGGGAAAGAAAAACUAAUUGCUUAUCAACGAGAAUUUCUUGCUUUAAAAGAGCGGCUCCGAAUAGCUGAACACAGAAUCUCCCAACGCUCCUCUGAGUUAAGUACCAUUGUUCAGCAGUUCCGACGCGUAGGAGCAGAAACAAAUGGAAGUAAGGAUGAAUUGAAUAAGUUUUCAGAUAAUACUUUAAAGCUACUAAAAGAGUUAACAAGCAAAAAAUCUCUUCAAGUGCCAAGUAUUUAUUAUCAUUUGCCUCAUUUAUUGCAAAAUGAGAAAAGCCUUCAUCCUGCUGUACAGAUUGGAAAUGGAAGAACAGGAGUUUCAAUAGUAAUGGGAAUCCCCACGGUGAAGAGAGAAGUUAAAUCUUACCUCAUAGAAACUCUUCAUUCUCUUAUUGAUAAUCUCUACCCAGAAGAGAAAUUGGACUGUGUUAUAGUAGUCUUCAUAGGAGAGACAGAUAUUGAUUAUGUACAUGGUGUUGUAACCAACCUGGAGAAAGAAUUUUCUAAAGAAAUCAGUUCUGGUUUGCUGGAAAUAAUAUCACCUCCUGAAAGCUAUUACCCUGACCUGACAAACCUGAAGGAGACAUUUGGAGACUCUAAAGAAAGAGUAAGAUGGAGAACAAAGCAAAACUUGGAUUAUUGUUUUCUAAUGAUGUAUGCUCAGGAAAAGGGUGUAUAUUACAUUCAGCUUGAAGAUGAUAUUAUUGUCAAACAGAAUUAUUUUAAUACUAUAAAAAAUUUUGCACUUCAACUUUCUUCUGAGGAAUGGAUGAUUCUAGAGUUUUCCCAGCUAGGCUUCAUUGGUAAAAUGUUUCAAGCACCAGACCUCACUCUGAUUGUAGAAUUCAUAUUUAUGUUCUAUAAGGAGAAACCCAUUGAUUGGCUAUUGGACCAUAUUCUCUGGGUGAAAGUCUGCAACCCUGAAAAAGAUGCAAAACAUUGUGAUAGACAGAAAGCAAAUCUACGAAUUCGAUUCCGACCUUCCCUUUUCCAGCACGUUGGUCUGCAUUCAUCACUGUCGGGGAAAAUUCAGAAACUCACGGAUAAAGAUUACAUGAAACCAUUACUUCUUAAAAUCCAUGUCAACCCCCCUGCAGAGGUGUCCACUUCCUUGAAAGUUUACCAGGGACACACACUGGAAAAAACGUACAUGGGAGAGGAUUUCUUCUGGGCCAUCACCCCAACAGCUGGAGACUAUAUCUUGUUUAAAUUUGACAAGCCGGUCAAUGUAGAAAGUUAUUUAUUCCAUAGUGGCAACCAAGAACACCCAGGAGACAUUCUGCUAAACACAACUGUGGAUGUCUUGCCUUUCAAGAGUGAAGGCUUGGAAAUAAGCAAAGAAACCAAAGAGAAACGAUUAGAAGAUGGCUACUUCAGAAUAGGGAAAUUUGAGAAUGGUGUCGCAGAAGGGAUGGUGGACCAUAGAUUAAAUCCCAUUUCAGCCUUUCGACUUUCAGUUAUUCACAAUUCUGCUGUUUGGGCCAUUCUUAAUGAGAUUCAUAUCAAAAAAAUCACCAAUUGAUCUAAGAAACCAACACUUUCCUCCCCCUGUGAAACCAUCAGUUAAUGAUAGUUAAGCAUGUACCUUCUGUUGUUUUGUUUUUUUUUCAAACUUGAAUACUACCUCUUGUGAAGUCUACUGUAGAUAAGACAGUUGUCAUUUCUGCUUGGAAAGCAAACCUCCCAUGGAUAAUUGUAUUCAUUUGAAACUCAGCCGUCCUCCAAUUUUAACUCGACACAAACAUUUUACAAUUAUGACAGCCUGUUAAUAUGAAUUGUACUAUUUUGGUAUUAUACUAAUACAUAAGAGUUGUACAUAUUGGUACAUUCCUUAAAUUUGAGAAAAACUAAUGUUAAAUACAUUUUAUGAAGGGGGCAUUUUUGAUGUUCAUUUAUUUUACUAUUCUAGACCCUCUUUUAUAGAUUAUCAGGGAUGAUAUAUAUAUAUAUAAAUAUAUAAAUAUAUAAAUACACAAAAUGUUAUGGAGUUAAUUUAUUAGAAACACUUAAAAGUACAUAUUUUUGUGCAGUAAAUUUUUUGAAUUGAUACUUUUUUUGAGAACAAGUUACCUUGCAUUUUUAAGUUCUUUCUAUAUUUUUCUUUGGAAAUGCAAACAUUACAGAUCAAUGCCAUUUUUCAACUGCACUGCCAUUUAAGAUUGAUUAGAGAUGGAUUUCUUAACUUGACGUACUUUUAUAAUCACAGUGAUAUUUUCAAAUGCAUUUAUCAUUCCUUAAAGCCAAGACUUUAAAGACCAAUGUCCUUCUUGAGGGUUAUUUUGCUGUAUCAUGUAUGGCAUGUAACCACAGAAAACCAGUCUGAUAAAUUUCAGUGUUCCGAUAUGAUGCCCUCAGCCUGAAACCUCACACACUUCACUCAUUACAUCUCUUCUGCUGUGGCCGAUGGCAGGCUCUUCUUUCCUUUUUAGUCUUUGUCUUUAAUCCAUGAGUCAGAUAUAUUGUUUCCUGUUCAUUCUUCUAUAUUUUCACUUAUAUCUAGUUCUGACAAUGUUUUCUAGGCAAUGGUACUGUAUGAGUCAAUAAUGGAUAUAAUUUUAAAGAAAAAAUUGUAAUGUUGGUUUUUGGUGACAGGUAUUGUAGCCGUUGUAUGUUUUGUCAGGAUGAUUUUUUCUACUGCAUUACAAACUUAUAUAUCCUAUGUCCAAACGAGUGCUUAUUACUCUUAAACAGUUUCAGACAGUCAGAUUUCAAAUGUAUAAAAAAAGAAUGCUAUCAAAUACUACUAGUAUCCAAGGUACUUCAACAAUCAUAAAGUAUUUUACUUUGGGAUAAUUGUGAAUUCUCACUUUGGUUCCUAGCUAGUCUGCUUUUACAAACCCGGCAGGUGGCAGGUGUCUUGCCUGCCCCUGGGCUUUCUGGGUAGCCCACGUGAUGGCCUGGGGCUGUAGAGAGUUCCAGCUGGUGGUUGACAGCCUGGAGGGGCUCUGCUGCUCACCCACCAGGCAGAACAGCAGCGGCGACAGUGCUCCAUGUGGUGUUAACACAGGGCGCUCAGGAAACAUCUUUUCCUUACUCUAUCUUGUAAUCACUUUUACUUCUCUUGAUUGAAGUUAAUUGUAUUGUCAAUAAUGAUUUUUAUGCCAAAUGACUUUGUCAGGCUUUAUAUCCACCUAGAAUCUUUAUUUGGGCUUAUUAGGCUUCAUUUCCUUAAUUCACUUUUUAAUUUUCUUCUGUAAUUUCCUUAAUCCCAAGUUCACAAGUAAAUUUCUUCAAAAAGGUUGGCACUGGCUUAGAUAACUAAAUUACUGCUCAAGCAGUAACUUAGUAACAGAAGGUAAAAAAAUCUGUGUUCCCUUGGUCUGUAUGUCUUCAGUGGCUAACUGUAGCUUCAAAAAGGCAGUGGGCAGAAAAUCUAGGGUGGAGUAAGGAUUGUGUUCCUGGUGCCAGGUGUUAUGGCUUCUUGAACAACCCCAGGCUGUGUAGCCAGCUUUUUCCUGCUGCCGUGCUUGGCUUCCACUCAAGCUCUGCUCAUCCCCUUUAUCCCUAGGAACCCUUCCAACCAAAUCUUUCCCUUCAUGCAGGGCUCUUCCCUCCUUUCCAUAAAUUAGUUCCCAGUACCUCGAGUGUGCCUGGUAGGUUCCAUUCAGAUCUUGGUGGGCCAGUGGGCUGCCUCUGCCAUCUUCUUGUGCCUGGCUCCCUUCUCCAGCCACACUUGUCACACAUGAAUAUACAUGUUUAGUCGUGAUGGUAAGUGUUCUCUCCUGACAAAUUUAGAGCUCCAGGGAGCAGCUCUGCUUCUGUGUCCUCCACUAUAGCAGAUAGGCUGAAGCGUGGCUGCUCUGUGCAAGCACUCUGACUAACGUGCAGGAGCAAAGUCUGGAGGAAGUGAGGGGGGGGGGGGGACCAGGAGAAGGUAAACAUUUGACCUUGAGAAGACACCGAGCCCUUCUUAACAAAACAGUGAAUGGGAAAAGUGUCAGAUGGUAAGACCAACUACAUACGCGUGCGCGCACACACACACACACCAUUUGGCAUCUGGUGUGCAUCUCAGAUAAAUUAUGUAAACUCUUGAACAGUGCUGUCUUGUACAGUAGCCACAUGGCACACAGUAACUCUAAAUCAUUAAAG
This is a messenger RNA of Perognathus longimembris pacificus (Pacific pocket mouse), 4492 nucleotides long. RefSeq names its product alpha-1,3-mannosyl-glycoprotein 4-beta-N-acetylglucosaminyltransferase A (gene Mgat4a). The record is from RefSeq and is a predicted model, not a curated record. Gene Ontology annotation, biological process: protein N-linked glycosylation. Gene Ontology annotation, cellular component: endoplasmic reticulum-Golgi intermediate compartment; Golgi stack; endoplasmic reticulum. The transcript is spliced from 16 exons. Bases 318 to 1925 code for a protein of 535 amino acids. Gene Ontology annotation, molecular function: acetylglucosaminyltransferase activity. NCBI's taxonomy places the organism in Eukaryota, Metazoa, Chordata, Mammalia, Rodentia, Heteromyidae.